This is a messenger RNA of Epinephelus fuscoguttatus (brown-marbled grouper), 1616 nucleotides long. It is a transcript of the gene bub1ba, whose product is annotated as BUB1 mitotic checkpoint serine/threonine kinase Ba. The transcript is spliced from 14 exons. Lineage: Eukaryota; Metazoa; Chordata; Actinopteri; Perciformes; Serranidae. Gene Ontology annotation, biological process: mitotic spindle assembly checkpoint signaling; meiotic sister chromatid cohesion, centromeric. The coding region runs from base 75 to 1616 and encodes 513 amino acids. The record is from RefSeq and is a predicted model, not a curated record. Gene Ontology annotation, molecular function: protein kinase activity.
UCACUCUAGCUGAUGAAUGAUUGGUUGAAACUGACCGCUGUGUUCUGAUUGGUCCAUCAGAUCCAGGUGCAGUCAUGUCUGAGGGGCUGUUGAUGCAGGUGGGACCGUCUGUCCUCACACAGUCGGCCUAUCAGAGCGAGCCGUCGGCACACCUGGACAGGGGGGCGGGGCUUCGGGGUGAGGGCGGGGCCAUUCAGGUGAGCGCAUACUGUAAAGAGCUGCUGAUGAGAGGAGGAAUAGAGUUCAGCUUCGAAGAGCUGAGAGCCGAAAGAUUCAACCAACGACAAAAACAGCAGCUGGAUGAAAAGCUGCGGCAGCUGAAGGAGGUGAAGGAGCAGCUGAGUCAGGAGCUGGAGUUCAAGAAGAAACUUCUGCUGCUCAGGAGGAGUCAACAGGUGGACCAGGAAGCCUCUCAGAUCAGUGACUCUGCCGGACCUGCAGCUGCCUCCUCCUUCCAGAUCUAUGAUGAGUCUCAGCCUGCUGCUGCACAGCCUGCUGGAAACUCUGAAACGUCUCCAGAUGAGCUACAGGACGAUGUUUUCCUCCGUCCUGACGAGAGAGGACUGUGUCUACGGAUCCAGUUUCCACGACCAGGUGGAGUCGGUGCAUCUGAACUCUCUCAGACUGCAGCAGAGCUCGUCUCUCUGGACUGUGACACAGCUGCAGAUCAUCAUGGGGGGACGACUGAAGACCUCCAGACCUCCUGUCCCCCCACCGUCUCCAAACCAGCGUCCAAAAUCAGAGACAAGUUGAGUCCCAUCCAGGAGACAAGUGUGGAGGCCAGCUCGCUGUCAGCUGGACUUUGUAGUCCACUGCAGGAGCACCAGGAGCAGCAGGAGCAGCAGGCUCCAUCACCAGUGGGGGGCGUUGUGGAUCCAUGUGACCCAGAUGUACGGCGACAUCUGCUGGACCUCUGUGAUGUCACUUCCUGUCCUGACUUCCACUCAGAGUCCCGCCCACUUCCUGCUGUGGAGGAGCACAGCUGUGUGACGCUGGGGGGCGAGCUGUAUCACGUCUACUCCAGAGUUGUGGAUGGAGGAAGUUUCUCCGUCUAUAAAGGAGCGACAGAGAACGGAUACGCUGUCCUCAAGGUGGACAGCUGCUCUGCCCCCUGGGACUUCCACCAGUUUCAGCGUCUGAAGGCGAACUCGCCCAGCGCAGACAGUCUUCCUCUGAUCAGCUGUUUCCUGUUCCUGGACGGCUGUGUCACCGUCUACUCCAGCCCAGCGGGUCACAUGUUCACUGAGCUGACAGAGUGUGUUACCAGUGAGGUGUCGGUGGGUUAUAAAGCUGUCGGCCUGCUGCAGCUGGUGUCACAGCUUCACUGCUGCAGGCUGCUGCACGGAGCACUGCAGCCAAACAUCCUCACCUGUUCUCAAAGAGGUUUCCUGAUUCCUGACUGGGUGUUUCCGGUGGACUGGUCGUCCUCGGUGGAUCUGGAUCUCCAGGGUGUCAUCGGAUCCGUCCAGCAGGUCCCCUCAGCUCAGACUUACAUCAGUCUGGGUCUGCUGCAGCCAACUGACACGCCACAGCUGGUGGACCUGGUGGGCCUGGCUGAAACUGUCCACCUGCUGCUGACCAACAGCAAGAUGGUCCCAGUGAAACGACUGAUUUGA